GGCUCAAACAGCCGGGUGUUUCGGGGCGGGCGCAAGCCCUGCCUGUCCCGGCAUCCCAUCGCUCUGGCCCCCCUUCAGAAGGGGCGCCCCUCCAACGAGGCAGGCCUGGCAGGCACCCCGCGCCAUGCCUGGCCUGCUCAAUAAUGCUGUCCACAUUCGGCCAAAUUUGGCCCUUGGUAGCCUUUUGGCUGCCCUCCUUGCAGCUGCUCCCCAGCUGAGCGGCGCGACAUUGAAGGCCAAGAUCUCGUCUGAUGCACAUUUAGCUGCAGGCGAAGGGCAUGAAGUGUUCGCAAGAAGUGCAGACACUGUACAGGUUGGCGAUGCCACCGUGGCAGAGAACGUGGAAUUCCUCACGAAAACGCUCGCCAGGUUUCAGAGCUUCGCAAGCAGCGCACAGCUCAGCAUUCAAAUGCGACAUCGAAAGGAAGAGCAAAGAUUGAAGGACUCGAUUUCCCAAGCCAGUGAUGCCAACGUAAAGAAAGCGUUGGAGCAGAGUGUAGCUUCAAACAAUCAAGCCCUUGAAGAAACUCAAGGCAUUUAUAGCAACAUUGUCUCGUUUUCCAACGACAUGCUCUCCAUGUUGAAGAAGACCUCCAAAUCAGGCCUUACCUGCGACCAGCUCUCCUGUGGAAAGCAUGCGUCCUGCGCAGAUACUUUUCAAGGUGCGAGCUGCGUUUGUGACGAAGGCUAUGUUGGUUUGGGGCAGGAGUGCCAUGCACCGACUGAAUUUCAGCCACACUUGCUUCUGGGUGAAAAUGCAGCCCAGGCUGCUGACAUUCAUGUUGCAGCUUUCGACGACAACAAGGUGGCUGUGGUAUUUCGCGACAUGAGCAAGGACAAUGCCGGCGCAGUUGUCGUUGGAACUGUGAGCGAGGCUGGGUCACUGGAGCUUUCGCCCGUGGAGCUCUUCACAGCUCCUGGAGCUCAGGCCUUUUCACCAGUAGUGACUGGAACAGAUGGGCGGCGCAUUGCGAUUGCUUGGCGCGAUGGGCAGAGGAGUGGAACCUGCAGAUUGCGGGCGGCUGCGCUUGGCAGCUCCGGCAUCCGCGGUGCAGAAAUGGCCUUGGUAUGGGGAACCACCGUUGACUUUUGCAGCAACCAGGCACACAAAAUGUCCGUCCAGUCCUUUGCUCCAAAUCGGAUCAUGGUGUUGUACUCCGACAAGGCCACAGGGUCCGAGACAGCAGAGUCUUUCGGGAACUCGGUGCUUGCAGACAUAGGCAGCAUCGGCGAGAUCUCUCUUCUCGGCAACUUCCGCUUCACUGAUAGUGCGGUCGCGCGCCUAGAGGCGGCGAAGGUGAGCAAGAAUGGCUUUGUACUGGCAGCUCGAGCCUCCCCUGCAGUGGAUGACAUGAACCCCACGCCUGUCAAACAAGAGGCCAUGGCCAUGUACGGGGAGCUGGUUGGUGAUGACUUGGUCUUUGAUCCAAAUCCAGUCAACCUAGAGCCUGGACAAGUUUGGGCUCGAGGUCUUUCUCUGAUUGCGCCAAACACACUGGCCUAUGCAUACCAAGAUGCUUCGAAGAUGGAGCUGAAGAUGGCCGUUCUUGACAUUGACCCACAAACCCAUCGGAUGAAGGUUGUUGAAGAUCCGUCAACCUUCCAAAAAGGAUUCUCGCCAUAUGUAUCGAUGCUGUCAAUGCCAUACUCAGAGUCUGACCCGUACACCUUGACCUACUACCAAGGUGAAAAGAAUGCCAUUGCAAGCAUUUGUGCUUGGAAUUCUGGCCGUCAGCACAUUGAAAAGUGCGAGGAUUUCCCCUGGCUCUCACAGAAAGUCUCCAGCGUCUCUGGCACACCUGUUGGAGAAGGCCGGGUCAUGAUGACCUUCGUCGAGUCAGAUGUCCCGUACUACAUGGUCUUCGGCCUGUCCAAGAAGUGAAGACCUACUCUCUCUCUCUCUCUCUUGAGACUGUCACAGGCGACCUGAGGAUUCACCCACAGAGAGGAAGGCAUCCCACAUGUGUCCGCAUGGGUGCGAGCAAA
Durusdinium trenchii is the source of this 1986-nucleotide messenger RNA. The record is from the annotation of a GenBank genome assembly. NCBI's taxonomy places the organism in Eukaryota, Dinophyceae, Suessiales, Symbiodiniaceae.